Molecule: messenger RNA, 2908 nt
Organism: Balaenoptera acutorostrata (minke whale)
Lineage: Eukaryota; Metazoa; Chordata; Mammalia; Artiodactyla; Balaenopteridae
Gene: NSMF
Product: NMDA receptor synaptonuclear signaling and neuronal migration factor
Exons: 16
Coding region: 176-1855 (559 amino acids)
Biological process (GO): regulation of neuronal synaptic plasticity; positive regulation of neuron migration
Cellular component (GO): cytoplasm; nucleus
Molecular function (GO): protein binding
Source: RefSeq, a predicted model, not a curated record
UGGGCGGAGCGCCACCCCCCGGCCUGGCAGUGCUGUUCGGUGCGGCGGGGCGCGCGGAAGGAUCGGCGCGGCCAUGCGGGUCCCGAAUCGGAGCCCGAACCCGAGCCCGAUCUUCGGCGCGGCGCGGCUCCCCCGACGGAGGCGACGGGCGCGGGGCGCGCUCUGAGGCCUGGGGAUGCGCCGCCGCCUCGACCAUGGGCGCCGUCGCCUCCCGGAGGAGGGCGCUGCGGAGCGAGGCCAUGUCCUCGGUGGCGGCCAAAGUGCGGUCCGGCCAAGGUGCACCGGCACCCAAGGGUCCCCGAACUGCGACCUGCCAGCCCUGGGCGUUCUGAGAGCAGCCCGAGCGUUUGGCGAGUACCUGUCCCAGAGUCACCCCGAGAACAGAAACGGUGCAGACCACCUGCUGGCUGACGCCUACUCUGGCCACGACGGGUCCCCCGAGAUGCAGCCUGCCCCCCAGAACAAACGCCGCCUCUCCCUCAUCUCCAACGGCCGCUAUGAGGGCAGCCUCCCGGAGGAGGCCGUCAGUGGGAAGCCGGCCGGCGAGGGCCCCCAGCCCCGUGUGUAUACCAUCUCUGGGGAGCCGGCCCUGCUGCCCGGCCCCGAGGCCGAGGCCAUCGAGCUGGCUGUGGUGAAGGGGCGGCAGCAGCGGGAGCGGCACCCCCGCCACCAUAGCCAGCCCCUGCGCGCCAGCCCGGGCGGCAGUCGUGAGGACGUCAGCAGACCCUGCCACAGCUGGGCGGGCAGCCGCCAGGGCUCCAAGGAAUGUCCCGGAUGUGCCCAGCUCGCCCCCAGUCCUUCCCCUCAGGCCUUUGGGCUGGACCAACCGCCCCUGCCUGAGGCCGCCAGCCGCCGCAAGAAGCUGGAGAGGAUGUACAGCGUUGACCGCGUGUCUGAUGACAUCCCCAUCCGUACCUGGUUCCCCAAGGAAAACCUCUUCAGUUUCCAGACAGCAACCACAACUAUGCAAGCGGUGUUCAGGGGCUACGCGGAGAGGAAGCGCCGGAAACGGGAGAAUGAUUCCGCGUCUGUAAUCCAGAGGAACUUCCGCAAACACCUGCGCAUGGUCGGCAGCCGGCGGGUGAAGGCCCAGACGUUCGCCGAGCGGCGCGAGCGGAGCUUCAGCCGGUCCUGGAGCGACCCCACCCCCAUGAAAGCCGACACCUCCCACGACUCCCGAGACAGUAGUGACCUGCAGAGCUCACACUGCACCCUGGGCGAGGCCUUUGAGGACCUGGACUGGGAGACGGAGAGGGGCCUGGAGGCUGUAGCCUGUGACACUGAGGGCUUCGUGCCACCCAAGGUCAUGCUCAUCUCCUCUAAAGUGCCCAAAGCUGAGUACAUCCCCACCAUCCUCCGCAGGGACGACCCCUCCAUCAUUCCCAUCCUCUACGACCACGAGCACGCCACCUUCGAGGACAUUCUGGAGGAGAUAGAGAAGAAGCUGAACGUCUACCACAAGGGGGCCAAAAUCUGGAAGAUGCUGAUUUUCUGCCAGGGCGGCCCAGGACACCUGUACUUGCUCAAGAACAAGGUGGCCACCUUUGCCAAAGUGGAGAAGGAAGAGGACAUGAUCCACUUCUGGAAACGGUUGAGCCGCCUGAUGAGCAAAGUGAACCCGGAGCCGAACGUCAUCCACGUCAUGGGCUGCUAUGUCCUGGGGAACCCCAACGGGGAGAAGCUGUUCCAGAACCUCAGGACUCUCAUGACCCCUUACAGGGUCACCUUCGAGUCCCCCCUGGAGCUGUCAGCCCAAGGGAAGCAGAUGAUCGAGACCUACUUUGACUUCCGGCUGUACCGCCUGUGGAAAAGCCGCCAGCACUCGAAGCUGCUGGCCUUCGAGGACGUUCUGUGAGGGGCGGGUCACCACCCGGCCGCUUCCUCGGCCCAGCGACUGGGGCUGGGCCGCUGUGUGCUGCCCGGUACCGCGUGGGUUCUGGUCUUCACGGCCACUUCAGGGCACCCUCAGACGUCGCUCAGGUUCCCUUCCAGGGGUCUGGUCCUCAAGGCAUCACGGGUCAAAGAGGUCACAGCCCCCACGCCGGGAGGAGCCACCGCGGCCGGUGGACGUUGACCGGGUCUAGGCCUCGCCCGGAGGCUGCAGCUCUGGGGCGGCGCCUGGGCAGCUUCAUAGAAAUAAGUGCAAUUUUCUACAGCCCCUGAGACGACUCAAAGGGAAGCAGCGUUACUAGUUAACUAGUUAAGUGCUCCGCUACUAGUCAUGGCGUAGAUCACCCGGCUCAACGUGUGUUCAGGACCUUGUCUGCCCCAGCGCGCCCCAGCCCCGCCGUAUCUGAUCACCAGCACCAGGGCGGCCCGCCUGCCCGGCCUGCCUCCGUCCCUGGCCGAGUCCCUGAUCGUCUGUGCUUGCACUGCUCUCGCCACCCCUGCUUACCUGACUUCGGCUGCGCCGGCUCGGCAGGGGUGCCUGGGCAGCAGCUGGGGGGCACAGCUUCCUUGCUCUCAGAGCGGGCGCUGGGUCGAGCCAGGCCCUGCCUGCUCCCCGGCCUCCAGGCCCGCCCAGCUCCCUGCUGCUGUCGAGCUCAGCUUUUGGCGGCCGAGCUCUGAAGGCCUCUGCUAGUGCAGAGGCCUGGGGUCUUGGCGGGGCCUGCCGGGGCUGGGUCCUGGUGGGUGAGAAUCCUGCUGCACUCCACGUGGGGGCCUGGACCCUGCAGCCGGAGCCCGAGAGCUGGGCGGCCGGUGUGCUGUGGGCUCGAAGCCUGGCCCGCGGCCCAGUGGGUGAGCUCUCUUGUGCAUAGCUGGGGCUCGGGGGCUGGCCCCCCUUUGCAGAGCCUGGUCUGAGACACCUGGCUGUGCCCCCAGCCAAGGGGGGGCGGGGGCUUGUGCCGGGCUCUGAAAAAUGUACGACCUCCCUUAGAGUGACCAUUAAAUCUGAUCCUCUGCUGCG